AUGUCUUUUGCUGAGCGGUUCUGGUCCCAUGACUACCAUCUGGGCUACGAGACGCUCUUCAAUGAGCUCUACGAGGGCAUUCGCGAGAACAAUGACUAUAUUCUGUUGUUUACCAAGAGGAUGGACUCUGAACAUGCUUAUGGUAGUCAGUUGACUGGCUUGGACGUGUCGGUGAAGAGAACAAGCAAGAGGCACGCCGACAACGACUAUGUUUCUACCAUCAAGAACGGGUACGAGAAAUUGACCGAAAAUUUCGCCAAACAGGGGCUGCUCCAUUUGGAAAUUGCCGGGAAUAUCAAGGUGUUGGUCUUGGAUCCGUUCCUGAAAUGGUGUGCUGAACAUGAACAGCGUGUUGAUUACUCGGAGCUGAUGAUUCUGGAGAAACACAAGGCUUUUAAGAGCGCCAGGAGCAAUUUGGAGAAGUUGCAGAAGAAAUACUUCAACAAGUGCAGAAUGCUCGAGGAGUUUAAGUCUCAUUAUUCCGAGGAGGAGCUUGAAGAACAGCUCGAGGAGGCUCAGAAUACCUCAAUUAGUGAGAGCUCUGUUCCAGAGGAGGAUGAAGAGGAAGAAGACGUGUACUAUUUCGAUAACAAGCCAUGUGACCGUAAGGAUGCUAAGGUUGUGUUGUCCAGUAUUCUUUCCAACAUCGAAUUGAAGUCCCACAAGGUAGCUAUUUUGGGAACGUACCAUAACGUGUCUACUGGUAGUAAAAUCACUCAAUGGGUCUUGGACAACAUGGAAGAUUACAAGGGCAGCAUUGACCGUGCCGAGCAGUUUGGCCAGGAUCUUCUCGACAAUGGCUUCAUUCGUCUCAUUGGUUCCAUGGGCGCCAACAAGAAUUUCAUCAACUCCUCGCAAUUCUUUUACCAGUGGAAACCUGUUGUAUUUGACAUUACAAAGCUCUCCGAGUUUGACCUUACGCAAAGCAAGAAGAGUGCCAACUACGACCCUAUCGGUGCGCUGAGCAGCCGUUCUAACCAUUUCUCCGACUACUUUGAUGAUGUGAAGCAGGCCAUGGGUGUCACGUCCGUUGACUAUAAUGACAAAUCUCAAUAUGCCAAAUUGGUCAAGGAGGUUGAUUCCUUGGACUUGCAGUAUUUCCAGACCACAAAGGAGCUCGAUAAGAUCAGAUGUUCCUUCGAAGAAAUUGUCAUGGACCACUUGACAUUCAUGCACAAAUGUGAACUUGAUCGUAUGAAGGCGAUCAAGAAGGUUAUGUUUGAUUUCGUGUCGACCUUCUCCAACAGAGUGAGCUCGAUGAAACAAGUCUCUGAGGAGAUGUUCGUUGUGGAAGAGACCAUCAACCCUGUCAACGAUCUCAAAUUUCUUAUCGAGAACUACGCUACCGGCAAGUUCGAUCCAAAGGUCACUCUUUAUGACAACUACUACAAUUCCAACAUCAAGCAGACGUUUGGUGUUGAUCUUAACGUCAAGGCUAGACUAGAUAGAAAGGCUGUUCCACUUUUAAUUCAGGGCAUCCUUUCUUGCCUUGACGGCGUAUACCCAGAACUUAAAGAUGAUGAUGAAAGAACUAAUCUUUGGACACAGCCUGUUCAUUUAUCCAAGGUCCAUAAAGUCCGUUUCCAACUUAAUGAGCUCACAGAAAUGUCUGCUAUUCAAGAAGUUUUGAAAGCAACCGACCCAAUUGUUAUAACAAACGUGUUCAAGCUCUAUUUCCUUGAAUUGCCCGAUUCUAUUAUUCCCCACAGCUACUUUGAUUUGAUCAAGACGUUAUACCUGAGCUAUCCAGUCGGCAGUGAAGAUGAAGCAACUGACAAGAGCAGGGUAACCGGAUUGCAAAAUACGCUUUCUGAAUUGCCAGUGAGUAACUUGGCAACGUUGGAUGCAAUCUUGACACAUUUCAACAGACUCGUAAACAUCAUUGGAUCGAAGAACAAAGACCUCGGUACUCAAUUGAGGGGACGCCUUUGUAAAGAGUUUGGGUCUCUCCUCUUGAGACCCAAGGAAGAUGCAGACGGGUUGUCAGAUGCCAAAUCGACGUACAGUGCAGCCACCGAAUCUCUCCAGCAGCAUUUCAUUGAGGACUUGUUUGAACACAAGGAUUCCAUUUUUGGCGAAUUGAGAAGAAGAAACUCCAGCAAGUCUGGUGUACUGAGGGAUGGAUCCAAGUCUGGCCAUCAUGAAGAAGUUACGCCCAAGGCCAGCAUUGUUGCAUCCUCUAAAUCAAGGUUGGAGAGCCGGUUGAAAAGAGCUGUCAGCAAAGCCGCACAUGAAAAAGAGGAGGACGAAGACAAAGAGAACGAUGUUGCGGAACAGCCGGAACCACCCAAGACACCUACAAAGUCGAGCAGUGGCUUGAGACGUUCGACGUCGCCAAACAAGAAGAAGCUCAACACGUUGUUGUCGGAGAAGCCCACAAACGUGUCCAAGUCGAAGAAGAAGGAGAAGCUUCAAAGGGUACAGUCGUCAGACUCGUCAGAGUUUGCUUCUGCUGCAUCAGAGACAGGAUCGGGACGCCAGAGUCUUUCUAAAGACGAGGAAGAGAUGCCUCCUAUGGUGCCACCAAAGACGCGGUCGCCCAAAAAGAGCACCAACGACGACGUGAUUGUUGUCGAAUAA
This is a messenger RNA of Candidozyma haemuli, 2580 nucleotides long. RefSeq lists its product as uncharacterized. The record is from RefSeq and is a predicted model, not a curated record. Gene Ontology annotation, biological process: small GTPase-mediated signal transduction; cytoskeleton organization. Bases 1 to 2580 code for a protein of 859 amino acids. Gene Ontology annotation, molecular function: GTPase activator activity. The transcript has a single exon. Gene Ontology annotation, cellular component: division septum; cytoplasm; cell division site. Lineage: Eukaryota; Fungi; Ascomycota; Pichiomycetes; Serinales; Metschnikowiaceae.